Molecule: messenger RNA, 4084 nt
Organism: Mytilus trossulus (common blue mussel)
Lineage: Eukaryota; Metazoa; Mollusca; Bivalvia; Mytilida; Mytilidae
Product: SH2 domain-containing protein 4B-like
Exons: 13
Coding region: 242-1639 (465 amino acids)
Cellular component (GO): cytoplasm
Source: RefSeq, a predicted model, not a curated record
ACUGUAACCUUCCUGCGAAUUAAACAAGAGAGAGAGUCUGAUAUGAGAGAAAUGUAUUAACAAAAUAAGAACAAAUGAAAUAUUUACCUUGUUAGCAGUAACAGGCAUGAGAAGGUCAUACAUUACAUGGUUUUUGUGAUAUCAAAGGUUUGAUAAAGAGAAAUAAGGCCAAUUUCAGAUGUUGGUUUUUGAAACCUGGAUAACAGACUUUCGUUAGUUUUACUGAUAGAACAAAGUCAUCAUGUUGCAGGAAAUCAUAGAGAAGAUGUACAUAGACCCAGACCUUCUGGAAGAACUAUCAGAUGAACAGAAGGCCAUUCUUUUCUAUAAAAUGAGACAGGAACAAGUGAGAAGAUGGAAACAAGAAGAAGAUAAGCGAGAGGCAGAGGAGAAAAGGAAACCAACAAAACCAUCUAAACCAGGUACAAAAAAUGUAUGCUUCAUGCAUGGAAAGGAUGGAAAAGAAUGGGUAUGGGUAAUGGGAGACCACAGAAAUGAUAGAACAAUAGUACAAAUAUUGGAUGAUGAAGCUCAGAGAAAUGCAGAUACACAGGCAGAUAUCGAAUUAGAAAAGCAAAGGAAAAAUGAAGAACAAGAAUUUCAAAGGAAAAUGGAAGAAGAACAAAGAAGACUAGAAAGAGAGAAGGCUGAACGAGAAGCAGAACUCAAGAGAAAAGAGGAGGAAGCUGCUUUAUAUGCCUCACUUAAAGAGGCUCGAGAGGCAGCAAAGAGGUUAGAGGAAGAAAAAAUGAGAUCUCAAGAAGAAGUCACAUUAAGAGUCAAUGACUUGAGACUUAACGGAGUAAAUGAUUGUCAACAAAUUAUUCAGAAAAAGUUUGCUCUGGAAAGACGUAAAUCAAUGGAGAGAGUAGAGACUAAUAAAAAGCGUAGAAGUAGUGAACUUUAUAUGAAAUGGAAACACAUGAGAGAUUCUAUAGACAAACAAGCAUUAGAAACGAGUAAAGAGGUAGAACCUAUAUGGAAAGAACAAGAAAAAAGAGCCAAAGAUGCAGAAGUACAGAUGAGACAGUUGGCACGAGAUGCCAGGGAGGAAGUCAGAAACUCUUUUAGGCAUGUGGCUCGAAAUUUGAAUGCAGUUUCUGCUUUUGCUUCAGGCAAAGAUAAACCUCCUUUACCUCCAAAAAAUUCAGAGAAAAUUAAAGCACAUAAAAGAAAGAGUAGACCACCAAGACCUCAGAAUAGAGAUGCAAUAAUUGCUUGGUUUCAUGAUGAAGAAAGAGAACGGAGUGCUGGUCUAGAUCCCCAAACUAAUAAACCUGCAGAAUGGUUUCAUGGUAUUAUUCCAAGAAUGGAUGCUGAGACUAUGCUAAUCAAUGAACCCACCGGUAGUUACUUAGUCCGAGUUAGUGAGAGAGUUUGGGGUUAUACGAUAUCUUACCGAGCAUCAGAUAGAUGUAAACACUUCCUUGUUGAUACAACAGAGAACGGAUACCAGUUCUUUGGAACAAAUCAAAUCAAACAUGAAACUUUAGCAGAUCUUAUCUUAUAUCAUGUGAAUCACCACAUAACUGUAGCAGGUAAAGAGAUGCUAAUAAAACCAAUAGGACAGAUUAAACCAAAACAACCAGAUUAUUACGAUCUAUUUAAAAACAGAAGAUCAGAGUCAACGUCAUUGUAACACAGCAUUAUAUUUUGUUAAUACCUUUCAAAUCACACAGCUCAUUACAUGUAAUUUUUUAGUCGAAAAAGCAUAAUAUAGCAUGCAAUAACUUUAUAUAGAGUCAGAGAUAGUUAUGACAGAUAAUUAAAGAAUUUGAUUAAAUUUUACAAUGGAAUUAUACAAGGAAACAGUAAAUCUGUAUUUACUAAACCAGUUUCAAACAUCAGAAUGAUAAUUUGAUAAAAAUGUAUAGGAAAAAAUCUUUACUUGUUUGUUUUGUAAGAAAAAGUCUUUUAAAAGCUUUAAAUUUGCCAUUAUAUGAUGUUUUUCAUAUAUUGCUGAUAAAUUUCACAUUGAAAUCAUAACUGAUUUCAUCUGUGUGCAUUCCAAUAACUAUAAAAUGUGUAAUUGAUAUUUUACGAUAAAAAAACAAGGUAUGUCCGGACAAUCAGGGUAAAUUGGUUGUAUAAAUAGCUAUACAAGUUUUUGAGUUGUGUGAUUUGAAGGGUUUGUUUUAGGUUCGGUUAGUGCUAUUAUUUGCUUUAUUAUCAGUUACGGUUGUAAACCUUUUGUUACAGAAUAUGCAUUCCCAUAUUGGGGAAAUCUUUUAGUUCAUUAUGUGAUACAUGUAAAUAUAUGCAACAGCUAUUUCAUAUUUGUAUAUCUAUGCAAAAUUCUGAUACCUGUGCAUUUCAUAAAUAGUUGAUUAUUCUUUUAAAAAAAGCCAUAGCUGUAUACCUGAGGUAAACAUAUCCAUAUUGAAGACCAUAUUUUGACCUAUUAUUGUUUACUUUUACAAAUUGCGACUUCGAUGGAGAGUUGUCUCACUGGCACUCAUAGCACAUCCUCUUAGUCUUAUAUCUACUUCUUAUACAAUAGGAUAUUACUUCUAAAUAGAUAUUAAUGGAAAGUUUGAUUUCAAACAUUGCUUUGAUUUUUUUUAUGCUUUUUGCGUAGAUUUUUUUUUUCUUUUUCUUUACAUUCAUAUAAUAGAAAAGACAGAAAGGAACUAGUUUAUUAAAGUUAUAGGAAUGAUUUAGAAUUGAAGGUGUUCUUCACAUUUCAAACUGUAGGUCAUUAAAUUGUGUAAAUAUCAGAAAAAUGAUGAUAAUGCAUUUUUUUAACUACAUGUACUUAAUUCUUGCUUAACAUAAGUUUAUGGUAAUUUUGGUAACCUUUUAACUCCAAUCAUAGAAUUCAAUAAGGGAAAUUGAUACUUUUUACAUAUCAUUAUAAUUUUGUGCAAUGGAAGCAAGUUUUGAGGUAAUCACUUGUAAUUUUUUCAAAACCUUUAUUCCUAAUAUUCAUAUAAACAGAUAAAAAAGCAGUUAACAACCUUAAAACUUUAUCAAGUGUUUUGUUAAACUUUGAUUGCUGAGACUAUACUAAACGAUACAGAUCAAAGAUACCACUUUUAUUGGGUUUUUCAUUAUUUUAACAUAAAACCAUCAAUACAAAAUUCUAUUUUUUCUGAAGACUUGGCAUGCCCAAACAAUAUUAUCUGAUAAUGCUGUUAAAAAAUGCUUCAUUUCACUUGUAGAAAAUAGAUAUUUUUAUAUUCAUAUUGUUAAAAUCAUUUUAUAAAUUUUGUAAUGUACUUAAUAAUUUUGUAUGAUAUUUUUUUACUGUGCAAUACAAAACUGAGUUAGUGAUAGUAUUAUAUAUUUCUGUCAGGAUUUUGUAAAAUAUUUUAUCCACCUAUUGCUAUUUUUCGUCAUAGAUUGUACAUGUUAAAACAGGAUUGACAGUGAUUCAGAUUUUUAUGAUAUUUGUAAGAUUGAAUAAUAAUUUUUUAUUGUCACUUUGAAGUUUGAUCUUGUUUGAAGAAAAUAUGUAUCUAUGAUUGAGGUUAAUGGUCAGUAAAUGUCACAGAUUUCCUGAAAGCUUUGGCUUGUUGAUCUAUUGAAAAGUGUAAUUUCAUGAUAUUAAAACAAUAUUUUAGAUGAUGUCAACAUUUUAAAACGAUUUUGCUAUGUUUCUAACCAUUUCAAUUAAGAUUUGAAUUCGGGGAUUGUUACUUUGUUCAUGCUUAUUGCAUCAUGUUUAAAAUUAUUUUUGUAAAAAAUAGCUGAUACAAGAAUCUCACAAUAAGCAUUCAUUUUAUUGUACAGAUUAUUAUUGUAUUUUCAUAUUUGUAAAUACAUUAUGAAUUAUUUGUUCAAAAUGCAUUAUGUAUUUAGCAGAAAAAUAAAACAAUUAAUGAAUAUAGUGUAAGGGCUUUUCUAGUGCUAAAGGAUAUCAGACAAUUUAUUUAUAAUAGUCUUAAAAAAAUACAUACUUCUGUAUAUUUGCUUUAAAGAACCACUAUAACAAACACACUAUUUUCAAAUAAGUAUUAUACUGUCAGACUUGCUUUCUAACUAGGAAAAGUUUGUUCUUAUGUUAUCUCAUAAAGUCAAGUCUAAGAUCUAUUGAAAAAUAAUAAAGAUUAAUAAGGAUGUGGAGAAUUAUUUUGGUAUUUUG